Messenger RNA from Lithohypha guttulata, 2883 nucleotides. RefSeq lists its product as uncharacterized. The record is from RefSeq and is a predicted model, not a curated record. The transcript has 2 exons. The coding region runs from base 1 to 2883 and encodes 960 amino acids. NCBI's taxonomy places the organism in Eukaryota, Fungi, Ascomycota, Eurotiomycetes, Chaetothyriales, Trichomeriaceae. Gene Ontology annotation, cellular component: mating-type region heterochromatin; rDNA heterochromatin; SHREC complex. Gene Ontology annotation, biological process: silent mating-type cassette heterochromatin formation.
AUGACUAGUGCUGUUGCCCCAUUUCCUGCGCCUGUUGGUCCAGGCAUAAAGGUCAAGUCUGGUCAUUGGGAGCUCCGAGAGCUGCCUCCUGGCAUUAGCGACGGCGAUGAGACUAAAUGGCCAAAAGCACCGUAUCGUCCUUCAGACGAACGAAACUAUCUAGUGCGACUGGCUCAGGACUGGGCCGAACGUGAUGGAACAGCUCGUCCAGAUGUAAAUUAUUUUAUGAAAGACUUACCGAAGGGCUAUGGCUGCUUCGAAAUGGACCAGCCUGGCGGACCUCAAGUCUACAAGAGACUGUUCGGCCAUCCAUCAGGCAGGUUCUACGACUCCAUUCGCAGAUUCGAGACUCACUUCUUUUGGUUGCUUGAUGGCAGAUCUGGAAAAUGCGAGUGUAUGCUUUGUGGAAAUUUCAAACCUGCACCUGGCCCGCCACGUCCAAGAGUGAAACUCAAUCCUGUGGCAGGCUUGCCGACAACAAGUGUUCACAAACCCCUACUAAAAACAGGUCUUCCAAGAGUACCGAUGCUCAACGCGCGUGCCUCGACCGACGAGGAGCUGACAUCAGGUAACGAGGCUACGGGUGGAAUGGGAGGUGGAAGACGUGGUCGGCCAGAUCGAUAUGCUCAAUCUACACAUCCUACAGAUGAGGAAGGAACAUCGAACGAGUUUAGGAAAGCCAUUGACCAUGCGUACAAGCAAGAAGGCGGUGCUAAAGAAAUCGACUUUGACAUUAAGGAGGAGAAUUCAAUUGACUGGUUGUCCGAGAUCGAUUCCCUUACAGUCAGUCUUACACAAAUUGAGGCACAGCAUUCCUUCAUCCCACGUCGGGGCGAGCUCGUACUUUGGAUAUCUGACUUUCCCGAGAACCAGUAUCUCCUUCGAAAUGCGGAAACAGGAGAAUAUCAAUUUUACGACUUUCACGAGAAAAAGUAUACCGGGUUUCCUCGUUGGCGUGCUGGCGUCGUGGUUGAAGUGCCUGUAGCUGCCUUCAAAAAUGGCGUGAUCGACUUUCCAGAUAUUCUCGACCUACCUUUGAAGAAGACUUCCCUUAACACCGCUGGCUUUCGCAUCGAGACAAUGCCAGAUCCGAACGAUGACGACGAGAAAUCCCUAUCCAAACAAUACCGAUAUGUCGCUCUCCGGAAUAUACGACCUCUAGCCCACUGGCAAUUAUUGCUGAAGGGAAUACCACAAAAGACACUUCAUCGAUCAAUUCUACACGCGUUGACUUGUAUGACAUCGGUUUCCUUGGUUGGAAGGAGAAGCUUCAUAGGACAUUGGCGAAGAGGAGGUUACAUUAGAGCAAGGGCCUGCUUCCUUGGCUCAGAGAUGAUCACGCUCGGCGACACCAUCCGCCUCACGCCACACGAGCCGAAUGCCUCCUGUAUGGACAUCCUUGUAGUGGACGACAUCCGUUUUAAGAUGACAGGGUUCAAGCCCGAACAUCUCGAAUACGACUCCCAACUUUUAUGUUCAAGCUCGCAGCUCCACUUUGUAGGUAAGGCAUACACUCUGGAUCGCAGCCGAGCACACAUCCAUGUCCCAUCCUCACAAGCGCAGUCACAAUCGCAGUCAGCCGAGGCUGCAUACGUGCCACACAGUCUACAUUCAGAAGACGUGAAAGAAUGGUUCAGGCCGGUCGGUACAGGAGAAUAUGGCAAAUGGUAUCCAUUACAGGGCGAUUAUAAGAAGUUCGAAGUAUCAUAUGAUCAAGUUCUAGGCCGACUCUAUGAAGCGGACGCCAUCCGGCUGUGGUCUGGUCUGCGCCAGAGGCAUAUAUCAUCUGCUAACAGAGAAAUGAUGAAGCCAGACCUGGGCUUUGACACGUCAAGCAUCAUUGGUGGUCGUCGAUAUGCUACCAAGACUGAUGAACGUAUUCCCGAUGUGCCAGAAAGUGACCCAAAGGCUAUCAGAUGGGUGUUGUCGGACUACAGAGCUCAAUCGCUUUCUCUUGCUACCAUCAAUGGACUGGAAACAGCAGCAUACAAUCCAAUUCGAACACCCGCUACCUUAGCUGAAUGGCGUGCUCACAUAGACAUAUCUGAAGGUCGACAACCCACCAAGACCCUAAUAAAAGCUCCACGGAAGCGACCAAAAUACCGUUUCGACAUGAGAGACUUCGGUCUCGACGACGGAGCAAUAAGCGGAGGUGGAACGUAUACCGCCAAGGGCACAGGAGGUGGUGGUCGCAGAGGACGACCAGCAGGAUCCAAACUCAUCGACGGCAAGAUAUACACAGCCGAAAUGCUCAGGAACAUGACAAAUAUCCCCACUAGAGGCAAGACAUUGCCUACACAAGCCGGGAUGACAAGUUUCGACCACGAAGACAUCGAAGAAGAAGACGAUGAAGGCGAGCAAUCACAAGACUCCGAAAAGCUAGACCAUCCAGCCUUCCACUCACAUUCACAAUCUCACCAACCAGCCUUCAAAUCCAGCUCCCAACUCGCAGGAGCCGCCUUGAACGAAAAUUCCGACGACGAAGAAUCAGACCCUCAAGCCCGCCUACCUCCUCGAAACUCCAUGCUCGCAGCAGCAUACGCAUUCGACAGCGAUGAAAACGACCAAGACAAAAGAAUGCCAGACAUCACCGUCGAAGACUUCAAGCUCGCAGCAGCAGCACUAAACCACAAAGGUAAAGCGCCUACACGCCUACCACCGAGCAAAGCGCAGAUCAUGCAAUCCGUCGAAGAAGGUGAAGAUAGUGCGCUGGAGAAUAUAGGUGCGCCGGACAUGGCGGCGGAUGAGUUUAGUGAUGAGGAGGAGGAGGAGGAGGAGGAGGAAGAUCUGAUUGAUUAUGAUUCGUGGAAGGCGCUGCGGAAUGCUAGGGGUGGGACGGAGGAGAGUGAGGGUGGGGGUUAUAGGCCUGGGGAGAGUCAGUGA